AAAAUAAAAAUGAAACAGAUCCGACAAAGUUUUUGGAUAAUGGAUUACAUUGGGACGAUUGUUAUGAAGCUUUUGUUAUUGCCGCUUUUUUUACUUUACUUAUUCAAUUCGUUGGUGAAUCGCCCGAGGAACAAAAAAAAAAAUUACGCGGUCGUGAAAAAGCAAAGCUUCCAGUGCCCUGUUGUUGCAUUACUUAUAGUCCAACUGGCCAUACGUUUCUUUCCAUUACAAAGUGGGGUAUAUUACAAUAUGUUAUAAUGAAACCUAUCAUUACGUUUAUUUCACUUAUUACCGAAGCUUUUGGUGUUUUUUGCUCGGAAAGUUUGAGUUUUGCUUUUGCCAGAGUUUACAUGAAAAUUUUGACUUUCAUUUGUGUAACCGUUGCCAUGUAUGCCCUGGUACGUUUAGCUGCCAUAUUGGUCUGCAUAGAAAUGACUAUCUUUUCAUUUUUACACAUAUUUGCAUUUCCUUAUCAACCCUAUGAAAGAUUGGGGGAUCAUAAAAAAGUUUCGAUAACAAAAGGAUUAAUAGAUUCUUUUAAUCCAAUCGAUAUUUGGAAAGAAAUUGUAUAUGUUUGGCAAACUUUGACCAGAAGAAAAUUUCCCAAAAAUGAUUCUGACUUUGUGAGUACUGUUACAGGCGAAAAAGAAGAAAAGAACAAAAAUGAAAAUAUAUAA
Molecule: messenger RNA, 677 nt
Organism: Racocetra fulgida
Lineage: Eukaryota; Fungi; Glomeromycota; Glomeromycetes; Diversisporales; Gigasporaceae
Source: the annotation of a GenBank genome assembly